AUGUCUCAUCUGUUUCUAGAAUGUGAGAUUGCAGCAGAGCAAUGGGUGUGGUUAUUCUCCAUGUUUCGACUCCAACCUCCUCACACCAUGCUGAUUCAUGAGGCUUUUCAGGAGCCUUUGCUAACGUCAAUGAAUCACUCAUCACAACUUCUUUGGUCUAUAGCAGUUUGCAAUCUACUUUGGACUCUUUGGACUACACGCAACAAGGUCAGGUUUGAUGGAUUUGCCUUUCAGCUAACCCUUUUUAAGCAAAAAUUUUUACUCUCUUUGAGAGAGUCUGCAGGUUUAGCUUUUAAGGCUAUUUCGGCAAUGCGUUCAUCCUCACUCCCCAUUUUUAAUCAUUUGGGGUUGUCACCACUGCAGCCCACGGCUCCCACCUUCACCCCUGUAUUAUGGAAGGCCCCUCCUACACAUUGGGUGAAGGUCAAUACUGAUGGUUCAUUUCAUGACGCUGAACACGCUGGUUUUGGCGGAAUUUUCAGAAGCGAUGAAGCAGAUUUCUUGGGAGCCUUUUGUAAUAAGGCGCAAGUCACCAGUGCAAUUGAGACAGAAAUUCUCGCCGUUAUUGAAGCUCUCCAAGUGGCUAAAUCAAAAGGUUGGGACUUCCUUUGGUUAGAAACUGAUUCUUUGCUUAUAGUCCAUUACUUUAAGCACCAUGAAGCAGUUCCAUGGCGCUAUCGAGUUAGAUGGCUUAAUUGCAUCCACCUGGCUAAGCAGAUGCAUGUUCACGUAUCACACAUCUUUAGAGAGGGUAAUUGCGUAGCAGACAAGUUAGCAAACCAUGGUGCUUUGCACGGUGGUCCUUUUUGGUGGAGUUCACUUCCGCAAUUUCUACACAACUCGUUUGGUCAUGAUUUUUCGGGUAGAUCCAAUUAUCGCUUUCGUUAA
Rosa rugosa (rugosa rose) is the source of this 888-nucleotide messenger RNA. RefSeq lists its product as uncharacterized. The record is from RefSeq and is a predicted model, not a curated record. The coding region runs from base 1 to 888 and encodes 295 amino acids. The transcript has a single exon. Lineage: Eukaryota; Viridiplantae; Streptophyta; Magnoliopsida; Rosales; Rosaceae. Gene Ontology annotation, molecular function: nucleic acid binding; RNA-DNA hybrid ribonuclease activity.